AUGGGAUCGCCAGCGGUCGUCUCUGAUGCCGCUCGGCCGGAGCUCGGCCAGUUUCUCCGUGCCACGUGCAACUAUUCCGAGGGCGACCUCGUGCUGUCCGAGCUGCCGCUUCUCCGCGUCCCGCGGCUCCGGCGCCUAACUGCCGAGGCCUUGCAGAAGGCCCCAAGGCUGCGGCAGGCGAAGCUCUUCGUUCCGCCGGAGAGCACAAGUCCUGCACUACAGCGGUUGCGGGCAACCACAAGAGAAGCAGAACCCGAGGCCCUCUUCGUGAAGUCCGUGCUGCACUUCAACUCCUUCGGGGCCGGGCCAGCGGGUCAGGACCAGGUGGUGUUCCCGACUUUGGCAAGAGCGAAUCACUCCUGCCUGCCCAACUGCCUGGUGGAUGCAGACCUUGGAACUUUGCGUGCCGUCCGGGCAGUGUCUGUUGGGGAGGAGCUCACGGUGUCCUACUUAGAUGAUGCCGGACUCUUGAUGGACACCGCCUCUCGCCAAGCGGAGUUGGCCGAGCAGUACGAGUUCAGGUGUGAAUGCUGCCGCUGCUCUUCUGCCCAAGACGACACUAGAAGAUUUUCUGGAUGUUUCGAAGGCGACCCAUCCGAUCUCGUGUUCGGCAGCGACCUGUGGAGACGGUCGCCGUCGACGGUGCAGCGACUGCUGGAAGAAGAGGCGAAGGCCAAGGCAUCCCUGCUGGCAGCGAGAUCUGGAGACUUGGAAGAGGAGGACGAGGGCCACGAGCUGAUGAAGUGCCACAGGUUUACGUCUGCUCACCGGCACCACGGGCUGGCAUUUGCCCUUGCGAAUGAGUUUGCCUUCCCUGACCCGGAGGAUGCAAAGCAGAUCGUGUUGGAAGUGAUCGACCUUGUCCUUGCCAUGCCCUGCCAGUUCCGAUCCAACCAGACCAAAGACCUCGGCUCCCUAGCCGGGGCGAGUCGGACCAUCAGCAAGCAUGUCCUCUACGAUAAGCUCAUGGGCUACUGGGUGGGUCAACUCGUGGGCAACUUCAUGGGCUUGCCCUUCGAGUUCCUGUACAACGACUCGCCCAUGCCCAUCGAGCCGCAGGGCUACUACGACCAGCACAGCGCCCACUCUGCCGGCCUCAGGAUCAACUCAGAUGGGCGAGGACGCAUCCCCCAGAGGUUGAAUCAACUCCAGGGAGCAUACACUGAUGACGACACGGACAUCGAGUUUGUCACCCUGCAUGCGUUGAUGGAGCAUGGUCUUGGCUUGAACUACAAGCAGAUCGCCGGAUACUGGAAGAGCUAUGUCCACAUCCAGGUCAACGGCGAUGCGCUCUGGUUUGCGAACAAGGUCGCGCGAGAAAAUAUGAACAGAGGGGAGAUUCCGCCACUUACCGGUUCACAGGGACACAACCGAUUCUGGUGGACGAUCGACCCACAGCUUGUGAACGAGCUCUGGAGCGCUGUCUAUCCUGGCAUGGUUGACAAGGCUGUGGAUCGCGCAGAGUGGGGGGCCAAGAUUACCAGCGAUUCCUGGGGAACGCAUCCAACCCGCUUCUACGCUGCUCUUUACAGCGCUGCCUUCUUUAGCAAUGAUGUCCACAGGAUGUAUGACAUUGGUAUGUCAAAGGUUCCGGGAGACAGUCCGUACCACAAAGCCCUGCAGGAUGUUCGGCAGUGGCACUCAGAGAGUCCCCACGACUGGAGACAGACCUGGUACAAGAUCAGGAAUGCAUACACUUACUACCCCUCCAACUGUGGUGGAGUUCCAUGGAACUGUGGAGUCUCGGCGAUGGUGAAUGGAGCCAUGGGCGCCAUGGCAUUCCUGUAUGGUGGGGGCGACUUCAAGCGAACCGUUGGCAUUGCAAUUGCAGCUGGCUUCGAUUGUGACAACCAGGCACCCACUCUCGCAGGCGUCGUGGGGGUCAUGCAUGGCGCCAGGGCGAUCCCGCAUGAACUUACUCACCAGGUAGCCGGGAACAACUGGGCGCAACCGUUCAACAACCGCUACGUUAAUGAACGCCGACCACCUCUGCCCCGGGACCAGACAAACACCGACAUUGUCGACAAGGUCAUGAUCCUCGCCUCCCGUGCCAUUGUUGAGCAGGGUGGACAGGACCUCGGUGAUAGCUUUCUCGUGCAACUGUCCCCGUCGCUAGCAUAG
Messenger RNA from Symbiodinium necroappetens, 2121 nucleotides. The record is from the annotation of a GenBank genome assembly. Lineage: Eukaryota; Dinophyceae; Suessiales; Symbiodiniaceae.